CCCCAUCGUCGUGUCUCGUUCUAUUCCGUUCGUCCCGGAAGUCGCCGUCGUCAGAGGAGACGACGCGCCGCCGCCGCCGCGCCGCUGCCGCUCCGCCUCUCUCUCAACUAGGGGAUCAGAAUGGCUCUACGGGCCGCAAGGAGGCUAGCUUCUUGUAGCCGCCAAGGACGCCUCCUCCUGCCCUCUCAGGCUCAGGCCCCAUGCAACCCUCCGGCGGCCGCGGCGGCGGCCUUCCUCCACUCCCACGCCACCAGCUUCGGGUACAAGCAGGUGCGCGAGGAGGAAAAGAGCAGAUUGGUUGGCAACGUUUUCAGCAGCGUGGCUUCCAGCUACGACCUCAUGAACGAUCUCAUGAGCGUCGGCCUGCAUAGGCUGUGGAAGGACAGGCUUGUUUCCAAGUUGAACCCCUUUCCGGGGAUGAAGCAUCUCGACGUGGCUGGUGGAACAGGGGAUGUUGCUUUUCGUGUACUGGAAAGAAUCAAGAGCGUGGGCCACAGAGCUAUGCAGGGUACUCUUACUGCUACCGAAGAAGACACCCACAUUUAUGUCUGUGACAUUAAUCCAAAUAUGCUAAACGUUGGGAAGAAGCGUGCUGUAGAAAGAGGUUACAGUGAAGAACAUUGUCUUAGCUGGAUACAAGGAGAUGCAGAAGCUCUGAGUUUUGAGGAUGGAUCUAUGGAUGGCUAUACCAUCGCAUUUGGGAUCAGAAAUGUGACACACAUUGAGAAAGUCCUAUCGGAAGCUUACAGAGUUCUAAAGCGAGGAGGAAGGUUCCUAUGCUUGGAGUUGAGUCAUGUGGAUGUCCCGGUUUUUAAACAGAUCUACGAUGUUUAUUCAUUUUCUGUGGUUCCAACUAUGGGAGAGCUGGUUGCUGGUGAUCGACAGUCGUACCAAUACUUGGUUGAGAGUAUCCGUCGGUUCCCAAAUCAGGAAAAGUUUGCUCAGAUGAUCCAGGAAGCUGGAUUCGAGAGGGUGGAAUAUGAGAAUCUCGUGGGUGGUGUAGUUGCCAUUCACUCUGGACUGAAACUGUAGAAUAGCAAGCUGAACCAGACGAAACUUGGGCAGUAGGGUUUUUUCCCCCUUCUUGUUGUUGGCCUCCAGAUGAGGAUGGAUGUUUUCACCUCGUAAAAAUAGUGUAAGAUUAUCAAGCAAUGAAGCAUCAUCCCAUGGCAAUUGAUUUCGCAAAGGGCGGCCUUCCAAAAUGUAAUGAAUGACAUCCAGAUUGUGUACACCUACUUUAUUUUUUGUUUGACAUAGACCACCCUGGAAUACGUAUUUAUAAUUUUUUUUCUAAAGUUUGGGCAGCACAUGAAGACUCAGAAUCCUGCAAGAUUGUAUAAUUGCUAUAUUUAUUUAUGCCAAAUAGAUUUCAGGCACCAAAUAAUGCACACGAAUGAAGGAAACAUUCCAGUUCUUCCA
This is a messenger RNA of Setaria italica (foxtail millet), 1419 nucleotides long. Its product is annotated as 2-methoxy-6-polyprenyl-1,4-benzoquinol methylase, mitochondrial. Bases 121 to 1032 code for a protein of 303 amino acids. Gene Ontology annotation, cellular component: mitochondrion. Gene Ontology annotation, molecular function: methyltransferase activity. NCBI's taxonomy places the organism in Eukaryota, Viridiplantae, Streptophyta, Magnoliopsida, Poales, Poaceae. The record is from RefSeq and is a predicted model, not a curated record. The transcript is spliced from 8 exons. Gene Ontology annotation, biological process: ubiquinone biosynthetic process.